Messenger RNA from Procambarus clarkii (red swamp crayfish), 1204 nucleotides. RefSeq lists its product as uncharacterized. The record is from RefSeq and is a predicted model, not a curated record. Lineage: Eukaryota; Metazoa; Arthropoda; Malacostraca; Decapoda; Cambaridae.
GUUUCAGCCACAAGUUUCAACUUUGUUUACACUUGGGAGGAGGGCGAGGGUGGCUAGUGAACGAGGCACUUUACUAGGUCCUGGAGGCUACAGCGAGGAGUAACGAGCGAGUUUUAGAACAGUAAAGACUUGCUUUAACCAAUAUGGAGGCGGCCAAGAUAAAGAUACCAUCGGGGAAGUUGCCCAGUGACACACUCUGCCACUUGGAUGACGAUGAUCUCGCAAUAAAGAUCAGAAAUUUAAUGCAACAAAAAGAGGAACUUCAGAACAAAAUUGACCAAAAAGCUCUAUCAGCGGAUGCGUGGCUACAGGUUCUAAACAGCUCAUCAACCACCGAGAUUGAAGAACUUGCAGUCUCUCUUCCCUCCGUUACUGCCAUGAUGACAAGGCAGCAAGAGGUUCUGAAAAACUACCUCAAGGUUUCAACGGAGCUGCAGGCCUACACAUUUCUAGAGAGUACAGCUGCGUACAUAACAGAAGGAGGAGACAUAUUGCUGAAAUUUUUGCGGCCAUCACGUCAGGAACAAUUUUCAACACUCCUGAUAUCACUCAACACAAGUAAUGAGGCUACGUACAGCGUGCGCUAUCACAACAUGCCAGAAAUUGUGCCGGUUGCUAAAUACGAGGAACAAUAUCUGAAGAAUGUACGUGUUGAAGCGGAUAAGAAUGAGAGACUCAAAAAGUUCAUCACAGCCAUCACUCAGUACACGAGAGCACUCUACACACGGCAAGAACAGAUCGUUUCUGUGGAGAAAUCGGAAAUCUUGGAAAACACUCACGUGCACCACAGCAGCGGCUGCACCUUUCUGACCUUCUUGGUGGAAGUGAAGGAGCAUAUUGACAAGGGUUCGUCAACAUUUGAGUUCAGUCUUGAUUACUAUCCACUGGACAUCCUCCCUUAUAAUGUGAAAGCCAGUCAUUUAGCUGGAGAAGCACCAUCUUCAGGUCUGAUGGAGAUUAUGCAAGACAUGGCACUUGACAUGAAGAGUGAUCCUCUGCCCCAGGUUCUGUAUGCUGUGCUUGGAGGCCAAGCACAGGAGCAGUCCAGUGAGCAGGAGUCUGGCGAAAGUGGCAGUUCGGUGGAAACUGUUAUCUUUGGCUUCAAUCAUUAGUGAGUGCUUUGAUUAUAUGUUAAGAUUACAGAUGUUGCCUUUUUUCUCUUUAUUGUAAGAAUGAUUAAAUACAGUAUUUACCUUUAAUUUUA